Molecule: messenger RNA, 2402 nt
Organism: Aplysia californica (California sea hare)
Lineage: Eukaryota; Metazoa; Mollusca; Gastropoda; Aplysiida; Aplysiidae
Product: T-cell immunomodulatory protein
Exons: 17
Coding region: 125-1993 (622 amino acids)
Cellular component (GO): plasma membrane
Source: RefSeq, a predicted model, not a curated record
UACUCACAUUCGAUUCUCAUUGUUGUUCGUGGAUGUGGAUGACUGGGAACAAAACUGCUGGGGCAAGGGAUUACAACAGAAAUAAGUGUUGAUCUGAACUUGAUUUGUUUCGCUUUUUAAGAAAAUGAGAGGGCCUCGCCUAUUGUCUAUUCGUUUUUCUUUAGUCUUCUCUUUGGCUGUGGGGAUAUUAUAUCUCCCUUUAGCCUUCAGCUCAUUGUCGGAUGUCACAGUGGAUGUGUUUGGCAGGGAACGUGUGUAUGGAAUAGUCUCAGCAUUCGGAGACUUGGACGCUGACAAAGCCACUGACGUGUUCGUUCUUUCCGAGGACGGGAAAUCAGUCUUCAUAUUGGAAGCUGAUAUCGAUAUUGAUUUAAGAAAAGAUUUUACUGAGUUCAAGAAAAGAACAUUCAUCGAAGGCAAACCAGAGGAUGCUGUCAUCACAAGUGUUGUGCCUGGGGAUUUUAACAGUGAUUCACAAAUGGAUGUGCUAGUUACAAGAAAGCCUAAACAAGAUUCAACAGAAGUUACUGUAGAAAUUUACCCUGGGAAUGGAGCUGCAGCAGAGAAACCACUGACUUUGACUGAAACAUUCCGAGACCAGCCAGUUGUUAUUGACUGGAAUGGGGAUAUGAUUCCUGACUUAUUUGGAGAAACAGCUGAUGGCAGAAGAGCUGUUUGGAUAUUUGUGAAGAAUGGCUCUUACGCCAUGGAGUAUGUAACCAAUGGCACUGAAGGGAAAUUGCCUCAGCUGAGGGUGCCUCAGUCAAGUGCUUUUCUGGAUCUGGAUGGGGAUUUGACAGCCGAUCUGUGUGCAGUGUCUUCUGUGGGUGGUCAAGUGUCUUUUGAAUUCUGGUUGAAUCAGGCAGGAAACUUGACAUGGGUGAAAAGCAUUUCUGCACCUGCUUCGUUGAAGCAUGUUGGCCAAGCAUCAUUUGUUGACUUCAACGGUAAUCAUGAGACGAACAUCGUCCUGCCUGGAUGCCUAGAUGAAGAGUGCAAAGAAGCUGCCAUAUUUGUGUGGACCAACAAUAAAUACACAGAAGGCGCCAGUGGGGGCAAGUGGCAUCGGUUGGACGUUAACUUCAAGCCGGACGAAAAUCACCAAACCUCAUUUGAGAAAACUAUCAACCCCACCUCUUGGCUCUCCCUGCCCAUCAUGCUGAGGAUGGGUGAUUUUAACCAUGAUGGAUAUCCCGAUGCAGUCGCAGUGCUGAAAGAAACGCAUGCGGGGAGCACUAAUAUGUCAUCAUUCCUAAUGUAUAACGAGAGGUGUGGGACAGACAAAUGUGAAGGAUUUUCCCGAACUCUCUCCAUAGACUACGGUCAACCUCUACAUAAGCAUAAACCCGUCAUUGCAGCAUUUUUUGACCUCAUGGAGAAUGGUGCUCUUGACAUUUUGCUAUCCGAGGUCACUGGGGAUAACAGAGUCUUUAUCAGGGCCAUUGAGCAAGACUUCAAUGGAGAUGCCAGUUUCCUCAAAGUGUUAGUGGUGAGUGGACUUUGUCACAGCGACUGUCCCAAUGACCACCAGCCAUAUGGAGUGAACCAAGUGGGUCCCACGGCUAAAUUUGAAAGUACCAAUCCUUCAGGAGGAGAACAGAUCGGAAUAGCAUCACAGCUGACGCAGUCUGCAUACUUUUCCCUUCAACUGCCGUUUAUGUUGUUUGGCUUGGGGAGGACACCCAACUUUGUGGACGAGUUAGAAGUCGGCAUUCCUUAUCCAAGCGGGCAGUCUCCACGACGACACUCCUGGUCAACGAUCAUUCCCAACUCUCAUGUGAUUGUGGUGCCGUAUCCAGUGAGCUCACCUGGCAGCUGGAAACACGAGUUGUAUAUCACACCAAGCCGGCUGGUCUUGUUAACUGGAGUAUCACUCUUAGGCACCUGUGCAUUUAUCGCCAUCAUUGUUGGUCUUCUGCAGUGGAGAGAAAGGAUGGAGGAUAAGAGAGAAAAGCUUCAAGAGGCCCAGCGCUUCCACUUUGAUGCCAUGUGAUUGUUAUGUUUAGGAGCUUAUUUAGAUGUUUUGCGUUAUACUUCGCAAAGUGAGUCUAUUACUCAUGUUGCAACAGUACUGCACUUGGAACUUUGAGAACUCUUCAGAGAAUCCUUGUAUCCCCACUGCACUUUUAAUAUAAAAAAGCUUUCAAGUUAUCAAACUAUUUAAAGAUCUGCUUUUUUUCUUAACUGUUUUUUUUUUCUCUUGAUAUCUCCUUUUCUAAGUCGUGAAACCAUGUGAUAUGUUUUGCUGUGCAUCUUUCAAUUCCAUUAUUUUUAAACAUUCCAGAUUUUUCUUCUCACAGUUUGGUUUUUUAUAUGUUUUUGGUAAUACAGAUGUAGUGAUAUAUGAGAUUGGAAAAAAUGUAUCUUUCUGGCUGAUUGGAGGAUCACUAGGUCUUUGAAAA